AUGCUGUCAGUGCUGCAUGACAUCACUAGUAGUCAGAUAAUGCCCGGAAGAGUGAAGGUCCGCAUCCUUGCUGGAAGGAAUCUUCCAGUGAUGGACAGGGCAAAUGAGACAACUGAUGCCUAUGUAGAAGUAAAGCUGGCAUCAACGAUUCACAAAACUGAUGUUUGUCGACGAACUCUUUCCCCACAGUGGAAUUCAGAAUGGUUUAAAUUUGAAGUGGAUGAUUCUGAUCUGCAAGAUGAGCCAUUGCAAAUACGGCUCAUGGAUCAUGACACAUACUCAGCAAAUGAUGCCAUUGGUAAGGUUUAUAUUGACUUAAAUCCAUUGCUGCUCCCCAGCAUAUCCCAAGAUAGUUUCUUAAUGCGGGAUCAUGUUGGACUUUCAUCUGGUGGUUUGAAAAUGGCUGGCUGGAUCCCUGUGUAUGAUACCAUGCAUGGAAUUAGGGGUGAAGUGAACAUUAUUGUGAAAGUUGACCUCUUCUCAGAUUUCAACAAAUAUCGUACAUCUUCUUGUGGUGUGCAGUUUUUCAGUACACCUGGGAUUCCCCAUGGCUUCAAGAUUCAAGCAAUAUGUGGUUUUGUAGAGGAGUUAGUGGUUAAUGAUGAUCCAGAGUAUCAAUGGAUAGACAAGAUUCGCACUCCUCGCUCCUCCAAUGAGACCCAGUAUCCCUUCCUCACAAUGACUCAUUUCCCUCCUGAAUUCAUUCGUCAUCUUGGGGGCAUUGUUUGCGCUCGUUCCAUCAAGCUCUUGGAUCGAAUCCACAAUCCAGAAGAACCAGAGACAAGGGACAGUUGGUGGACAGAAUUACGAAUGGAAAUACGCUCUCAUGCCAAAGCUCUUGGGUGCAAUGGUGUUCUUGGUUAUGAAGAGACUACAUGCAUAUAUGAUGACAUUUGCAUUGUCAGUGCCAUGGGUACUGCUGCUGUAUUGAAUCAUACAUCAGAGGAGAUCCAGGACUAUUUGACAUCCAGAGGAUUUCAUGGAAUAAAAGGAAAGCCAACUGUUUCACUGAGUCACCAGAAGAGCAAGCCAAGUCUGAAUGCAAUCUCCUCUCAUUUGAAUGGUGACCAUAAAGACUUGGAGACUGAUUCUGAUGAAGAUGGGGGACAAUCCAACCUGGAUCUGACUGCUGGAAACAAAGAUGUGUGUAUUCUAGAGGCAGAUGAUAAUGAUACUGAAGACAUAUCUCUUCUCAAGGAUGCAAAAAGGCCUCCUGGAAUUGACCUUGCCAACACAGAUGAUAUUCCUGGAUUGCCUGAGGCAUGUUCUCAGAAGACACCAGAGAGUGUACAGUUGUUCACACAAGUUGUCAGAAGCAGAAUUUCCCCAUCUUUCCAGACCAAGCACUUAAGUGAAAGCUUAGACUAUAUGACAAAAGCACUGUCUUUCAAAUUCCGUAAAAGUCUUCCUUGCCGUCUAACACGUUUGCAUUAUUUGAUUGAUCUCCCGGAGCAAGAUGAAAUUCAGAUUUGUCUGAUGGGAGUGGGGAUUCUUCCAAGGAGUCCAAAAUUUAUUCCUGUGAAUCGACGCUGUUCUGGAGGUCUCAGUCGACAUGGCUCAGACAAGUUUGGCUCUGAUGAUGUUGAUAGAUCUCUCCAAAACAUUGACCAGGUCUCCUUGGUAGAAUCAGAUGAUCUUUCCAAACAGUUUCUUGACCCAGUGUGCAUGGAGAAUUGCAAAGGGCCAAAUUCAGUUUUCUGUCAGACAUUGGAGAAGCAUGGAAUAGAUAUAACUCUUCAAUCUCAUGUUCCUGGUGCUAAAAUCUCUCAGUACCUUGGCUAUCUGAACUUCUUCUUUAUUCGUGAGAGCACCAGCAUUCGAGAGAGUGGGGGAUUGCCAAUGUUUUUACAGAGCUUUAUAUCUGAGGUCAUGGCCAUUCUUCGAGCUCAUGUGGCUGCACUGGGAGGAAAUGCCAUGGUCUCCUACUUUAUGAGUGAAUGUGUCCUUGAACACAACAGCAACAAGAAUCAAGGUUCUCCCGGCAGCAUCCAGUGCUGUGCAUUCACCACCAUUGAACCACCACAUGUCUUGGCAGCUUUCACUGUGGGUCGAAUGGCUGUAGCAGGAUCAUCAGCCCUUGGUCUGGGAAUGCUGUGUUACUAUGGGUUGGGACUUGCAUCAAAGGAAGGUGCAAUUGAUCGUGCAUAUGCGUGGCCCCACUAUGUUAGAGAACGCAUAAAAUCCACAUAUCUUUACUUUGGUGGAGGACUUGUCUUCACUGCUGUGGCUGCUGCUGGUGUUUUGCGAUCACCAGCCUUGAUCAGAAUGAUGAGCCAAAACUCUCUCCUGGCUGUCAUGGGGACUCUUGCAGCCUUGAUUGGUUCUGGGAUGUUGGUACGAUCCAUUCCAUAUAAUGGGAAGGAUCUCCUUUUGAAACAUCUGGCAUGGGCUGUUCAUUGUGGCAUUAUGGGUGCAGUCAUUGCCCCCCUCUGUCUUUUGGGAGGUGCAAUUGUUGUUCGAGCUGCAUGGUAUACAGCUGGAGUAAUUGGUGGGCUAUCAGCAGUAGCAGCCUGUGCUCCAAGUGAUCAGUUUCUCAACAUGGGAGGUCCACUUGCCAUUGCCCUGGCUGUUGUUUUUGCUGCUUCCCUUGGUAGCAUUUUCUUGCCACCAACCACACUUAUUGGGUCUGGACUGUACAGCCUCAGUAUCUAUGGGGGACUGAUCUUAUUCAGUGGUUUUCUUCUGUAUGAUACUCAGCGCAUCAUCCGAAAUGCUGAAGCAAUCCCCUACAACCACACUUAUGACCCUGUGAAUGCGUCCAUCAGUAUCUAUUUGGACACCAUGAACAUCUUCAUUCGGAUUGUCUCUCUCUUGGCUGGUGGGGGUGGCCGAAGAAAGUAAUGGGAAAUCCUGAUGAUAUCUGUGAUGGGAACUUGUGGAUACUCUGAGAGCUAUCAUUCAUCUGACAGCCAGACCUGUGGAUUCAUGUGUAGAGUGAAAUUCAACCAGAAGCACCCCUUAAUUGAGUGUGUUAGAGAGCAUGAUUCCCAUUUCCUAGCUGUAUGAAUUGUCCAUUCUGAGGAGUAUACUAAUAUUCAUGUGGCUGUAUCUGAAAUAAAACCCAAAAGUUCAAUCAACCAACGAA
Darwinula stevensoni is the source of this 3085-nucleotide messenger RNA. The record is from the annotation of a GenBank genome assembly. Lineage: Eukaryota; Metazoa; Arthropoda; Ostracoda; Podocopida; Darwinulidae.